AGUGAUAUCAGAGAAAAAAAAUUAAUUAAUAAAUAAACACCAGAGACAAUAAAUUCAACAAUUCAACAGAUCAGUUCAUCAUAAUAACAUUAGCCUAAUUACAUAAUGUGAAACAACUAUUUUUUAAUUGAUAUUUAAACUUGCAAUUUACACGAUUACAAACCACAGAGAGAUAAAUGGCACAAGUAUUUAGUCUACAUAAAUUAAAUAGGCUACAAAAAUAUACACAUUAACACAGAUGUCAGAAAUACGGAGGUCUGGGGACCUUUUCAUGUUCAUAAUCUAACAGAUACAGAAGUAUUCCAAGAGAGUAUACCAAGGUGUCAGAGUCAAGCAUACGGUCAAAGAUCUUCUUGCAGAGAAGCGAUUACGACAGACAAAUGCACCCCGAUUCAGUACGAGCAGCAGUUCCUCUCAGCCAGCUUUUGUGCCAAUGCCUGGGUCGCAUAUGCUUCCUGGUUACUACAGUAUGAGAAGAUCCUUCCUCCCAGACUCAGAGCUCUGCCAUCCCAUGAAGCAGUACUCCCCAGACACUUACUCUUCGGCGCUGGGAAGCAAGGCCUUCUCGUACGACCAUCCCUCCACUUAUCCUUCCUUCAUCGACAGCUACUACACUCCUGAUUCAUAUGGAGAUUACAGAGGGCCAACAUCUUAUACCACCAGCGGAGGGUCACUGUUUCCACCAUCUGCACUACCAACACUACUACCAAGUCUGUCUGGAGAUACAUCUUCACACUUGCACUUGAGAGACCCUUGGGAUCAGCCAUCGGAGGAACCAGUCGGUCAGUCAGAAGUUAUAUGUCCUGAGGGUUCAGCCCCUGUGGAAGACUCGCCGUCCCUGGGAGGGCCUGACUCUGGCAGUACUUCUCCAUACCGUCUAUCCUCGGGGCGCAGCGGGAGCUCAAUCCCAUCCAGCUCUCAGGCUUAUACUCUACAACCCCUGGAAGAUGUCCCAUACCCGGCAGCAUCAUACACCUCUGCUUCCAGCUACUCCUGCCCGCCGUACAUGACAACACCUGGAGACCUGGCUGUGGUGAAGAUGACACCCGUCACCUCAGAGGAGGCUAGUGGUGGAGUGGUGUCUCUCAGUGACACUACACCCUGGGCUAAAGAUGAUGGAACUGGCCCCUGGUUGUCAUAUGAGACUAGGAGGGCUUUUUAAGAGGCUUAAAUGACAAUACAAAGACUGUGGACUAAUCUUUUGCAAUGACACAGCAUCUUUAUUCUUAUAGAGAAGGAGAUUAUAUAGGUUCAUCAUAAAAAUGACCUCAAGAAAUGCUGGUCACAAUAUACCAUUUUAAACUGUUUGUACUGUUUAAGAAAACAGCAAAGUAUGUGCUGAUAGUUUAGUUAAUUCGAGGUUUAAUUAUGCAUUUUACAUGCCCAGUCGCUCUAGAGUGAAUUAGAAGGCAAUGCUAACUUUUUUCCUUUCUUAUAUUUCCACUUGUAACAUAAGCCCUCAAUGAUUGGUCACCAAUAUAUAACUAGCAAAUUAAAAAAAACAACAACAAGUAUGUUAGACUUUUGUCACGAAUGCCAAUAUAAAAAAAAUAAAGCAUGUUUUGGCUUGAAGAAGUGUGUUAUCUUUAUAAAACAGAACGGAAUAGGCGUUGUAGUGAACAAACUUCUGUGUGAACAAGUGCUGUUGUUAGGACGCCAAUGAGUUGUUAAGUUAAGGCCCCCUUAGUGACAUGAGUGAAUGAGGACAUAAACGCAUCGCCUGUUCAAAUUGAUCUUAUUCGGGCAACUUAUCUCUUAUAAG
Carassius carassius (crucian carp) is the source of this 1762-nucleotide messenger RNA. It is a transcript of the gene pou2af2b, whose product is annotated as POU class 2 homeobox associating factor 2. The record is from RefSeq and is a predicted model, not a curated record. NCBI's taxonomy places the organism in Eukaryota, Metazoa, Chordata, Actinopteri, Cypriniformes, Cyprinidae. Gene Ontology annotation, molecular function: DNA binding; POU domain binding. Bases 434 to 1162 code for a protein of 242 amino acids. The transcript has 5 exons.